CUGGGGUUUGCGUUUUGCGUGUGAAAAAGAAUAUUCACUCUCCAUCACGAAAAAGAAAAAUUGUCGAAGGCGAAAGGCCAUUUGGCUCUGAGAAAAGAGACGCGAUGAAGAGCCCGUGGAAGAUCUCGGAGAAGAUAAUCGGGGUUCGGAGAUGGAGAGAAUACACGUCUCAGUCAGAUCUCGUCCGCUUUCCACGGAGGACGCGAUGAAGAGCCCGUGGAAGAUCUCUUUGCUGCUGCCGUUCGGGGAUUCAACGGUAAUCCUCAGAUGAUUCACGUAUCUGUUCGAUUAGUUUUGCUUCGAUUUUGAGAUAUUUCAGUACUGAGUUUCUAUUUCAUUUUGGAGGAACCGUCUUUGUUUAUGGUCAAACGAACAAUGGGAAGACGCAUACGAUGCGAGGCUCACAGAGUGAACCAGGAAUCAUCCCUCUUGCUGUUAAUGAUUUGUUUGAGAAUGUAUAUCAGGAUGCAAGCAGGGAUUUAUAACGAAGAUAUAAACGAUCUCUUGGCUCUUGAUGAGAGUUGUUUAUGUUGCAAAACUUGUUAACGGUUGUGUUGUUGCUUGUUUAACAGGGGAGAAAGAAAGAGAGAAAGAGUCUGGUGCUAUUCCAGAGGAAGGUGGAGAAACUGUGGUGAAGGAAGAAAAGAAGAAGAAUAAAAAGAAGGAGAAGAAGACUAAGAAGGAGAAGAAGAAAAACAAGACGUUAGAUGAGAAGGAAGAGAAUAGAGAGGAUGUUGUUAUGGAUGAACUCGAACAUGAGAAUGUUGAAGAUGCUCAAGAGCAGGAGCUUGACUUUUGGAUGCCUCCGGAUGGAGAAAGGUGGGACUUUGAUGAUGGAGGAGACCGGUGGGGAUCAGAUUCGGAGGAGGAAGAAGGAAAGAAUGUGGAAGAAGAUCCAAUAGUAGGUGAGAUCGAUGAAGAUGGAAAGAGUAGCUUGGAUGAUUGCAUAAUGGGUGAAGUUGAUGAAGAUGGCAAAAGUAGUUUGGAUGAAGCUCCUGAAAGAGAAAGAGGUAUCAAGAAGAUGAAACUUAAUAGCAUGUCAGAUCCUGUUUCUGCUCGUCAGUCUAAUGUAAACCCUGAGGAGCUACGGACGACUCUUCUUUCUAGAGCAACAUCACUUUCCGAAACUGCAUUGAAAGUUCUUCUUUGCAGACGAGAUAAGCUUACUCUUGAGCAGCGGUCAAUAGAAGACGAGAUUACCAAAUGCGAUGAACGCAUCAAAAACAUCAAAGGUGAUUUGGUGCUGCAACUAGAAACAAUACUCGAGAGCUGCAACGAGGCAUACCCGAGGAGGAGUAACCUUCAAGAAUCUCAUGACAAAUCAGCAUGUCAAAGAAACAAGAGGCAGAUGAAGCUCUGUGAGCCUCUUCCUUGUACCAAAAGCAUGUGUCAGAAACUCGACGACAUCUGUUUCGAGAAUAGCUGGGUACUACCAAGCUACCAUGUGUCUCUCUCAGAUGGUGGAUUUAUAGCUGAAGUAAGAAUAGAGGAGACUCAGUUCGCUCGCACAAUCUGUGGAGAAGAAAAAUCUGAUGCCGAGGAAGCUAGGGAAUCUGCGGCGGCUUGCUUGCUAACUAAGUUACACCACAACACAUCAACAGCCAACGAUGUCGUAGCAGAGGCCCGUUUGAGAUCCCCUACGUCCGCAGAAGUAUCCAUGCCGACGAGUACACCCGGUGAAACCUCAGGAAAAGAUUCAUUAACAUCACUUGCAACUGCACAAGUGGAUCUCACCGCUUACUUGUUCUUAGCCUUGAGGACGCUUCGUUCGAAUCUUGUCAUGCCAUAUCAAAUAUUCACCAAUUCAAUGCUACAGAAGAUAAGCAAAAAGAUUCCGAGAAACAAAGAGGAACUCCUCGAGAUAGAUGGCAUUGGGGAGGACAAAGUAAGCAAGUACGGUGAUCGAUUGUUGGAAACAAUAGAAUCAACGAUCAGGGAAUACUCCCUUAACCAAGAAGAAAGGCUCCAUAGAGUAAAAUAAGGACAAAGAUGUGUUUUAGGAGCUGAGUUAAGAGUUAUUACCUUGGUGAAGCCGUAACCACUCUGAAACUUUAACUUUAAAAGAGUUUUCUACACCUUUUGUAAACUUCUACGGUCUAAAACCUUAAACUUUUUAUUCGAUGUUGGGUUCUUCAUGCA
Raphanus sativus (radish) is the source of this 2139-nucleotide messenger RNA. RefSeq lists its product as uncharacterized. Bases 515 to 1981 code for a protein of 488 amino acids. Lineage: Eukaryota; Viridiplantae; Streptophyta; Magnoliopsida; Brassicales; Brassicaceae. Gene Ontology annotation, molecular function: nucleic acid binding; nucleotide binding. The record is from RefSeq and is a predicted model, not a curated record. The transcript has 12 exons.